Pistacia vera is the source of this 7551-nucleotide messenger RNA. Its product is annotated as protein CELLULOSE SYNTHASE INTERACTIVE 3. The coding region runs from base 627 to 7037 and encodes 2136 amino acids. Gene Ontology annotation, biological process: anisotropic cell growth; regulation of cellulose biosynthetic process. Gene Ontology annotation, cellular component: cellulose synthase complex. The transcript is spliced from 7 exons. Gene Ontology annotation, molecular function: microtubule binding. The record is from RefSeq and is a predicted model, not a curated record. NCBI's taxonomy places the organism in Eukaryota, Viridiplantae, Streptophyta, Magnoliopsida, Sapindales, Anacardiaceae.
AAAAGACUGAGACUCUCUCACUGUCUGUCGCUGCCUUCAUUGACGACGUAGAGCUCUUCUUUGGGUUUUAUUUGUUGAAGCUCACUGAAUUUUCAGUUAUUUGAAGGUGUUUUUGAUUAAGAUUUUUAAUUUUGUUUAUAGUUAAAGAAAAGUACAUGUGUUUUGAAUUGGAUUCGGUGAUCUGAUCUCCGUACGCCUCUCUCCCAUUCUCUCUAAAUUUGUUUUCAUGUUGACAAAUAGUCACAUUUUCAUUAUUAUUUAAAUUGAUAGUGCAAUUCAAUUCUACACUGUUAUUAUUUUUAUUGUUAUUUUAAUCAUGAUAUAAGUGUAUGAAGAUCUAAUCGUUCCGGGACAAGUUCGGUUUUUGAUCUUUAUUCGAUUAGUUGAUGGUGUUGUAAUUACAGAGACGGAGUUGGAUUUGUUUGAUUGAGGGUUGAAAGUGAAGCGUAGAUUGAGUGAGCUGGCAGUGGUGAGUGCAAUUGCUUGGGAUUGGCAUGGUGGACGAUGAUUGGACGGUGAUGUUUUUCGGGCCGAGAAACCGGGUUUCGGGAUAGCCGGAAGGGGGGAGUUCUUGGCAUUUGCAUUGUCGGCAGCCAAGGAGACGGUGAAGUUGUGUAUUGGUGCAAAUGUCAAAGUCUCCCUCCCCUGAACCACGAGAGCAUAGAUUUCCAUUUGCUUCUCAGCCUAGGGCGUCAAAUGGAACAGAAGGAAUGGAUGAUCCAGACAGUACGAUGUCUAUGGUUGCUCAAUUUAUUGAGCAACUACAUGCCAACAUGUCUUCACCGCAAGAGAAAGAACUUAUUACAGCACGUGUACUUGGUAUUGCAAGAUCAAGGAAGGAGGCCAGAACGCUCAUUGGAUCUCAUGCCCAAGCAAUGCCAUUGUUCAUAUCCAUUCUCAGGAGUGGCACCCCUGUGGCAAAAGUGAAUGUUGCUGCAACUCUUAGUGUUCUAUGCAAAGAUGAAGAGUUACGAUUAAAGGUGCUUCUUGGUGGGUGCAUUCCACCAUUGCUCUCCCUUUUGAAGUCAGAAUCAACUGAAGCAAGGAAGGCAGCAGCAGAGGCAAUAUAUGAGGUCUCCUCUGGUGGACUUUCAGAUGAUCAUAUUGGUAUGAAAAUAUUUAUUACAGAGGAUGUGGUUCCCUCCUUAUGGGAUCAGCUUGAUCCAAAGAACCAGCAGGAUAAAGUGGUACAGGGGUUUGUUACUGGGGCCUUGAGGAAUCUUUGUGGUGACAUGAAUGGGUAUUGGAGGGCCACACUUGAGGCUGGAGGAGUAGAUAUUAUAGUGGGUCUUCUAUCUUCUGAUAGUGCUGCUGCUCAGUCCAAUGCAGCUUCUCUAUUGGCCCGUCUGAUGUUGGCUUUCAGUGAUAGUACCCCCAAAGUAAUAGACUCUGGAGCUGUCAAAGCUUUGCUACGGCUUGUGGGUCAGAAUAAUGAUACUUCUGUUCGCGCUAGUGCUGCUGAUGCUUUGGAGGCACUUUCGUCAAAGUCAACCAAAGCUAAGAAAGCUGUUGUGGAUGCUGCAGGUGUUCCCGUUUUGAUUGGGGCUAUUGUUGCUCCUUCUAAAGAGUGUAUGCAAGGGGAGUGUGGCCAGGCGCUGCAGGGACAUGCAACACGAGCUUUAGCUAAUAUCUGUGGAGGGAUGUCUGCUUUUAUAAUGUAUCUUGGAGAACUAUCUCAAUCUCCUCGCCUAGCUGCUCCAGUUGCUGAUAUAAUAGGAGCACUUGCCUAUGCUCUGAUGGUCUUCUGUCAAAGUUCUACAGUUGAUGAGGAACCUUUUGAUGCAACACUGAUAGAAAAUAUAUUAGUGAUGCUACUGAAGCCUCGUGAUAAUAAACUAGUUCAAGAGCGUGUUCUUGAGGCUAUGGCCAGCUUAUAUGGCAACAUCUACCUCUCAAGAUGCCUCAGUCAUGCAGAAGCGAAGAAGGUGCUUGUAGGACUCAUAACAAUGGCUGCGGCUGAUGUGCAGGAAUAUCUGGUAGUUUCUUUAACCAGGUUAUGCCGUGAUGGAAUUGGCAUCUGGGAGGCUGUUGGCAAGAGAGAAGGAGUUCAGUUGCUGAUGUCAUUGCUGGGCUUAUCAAGUGAGCAGCAUCAAGAGUAUGCUGUUCAGUUGUUAGCAAUCUUGACUGAUCAGGUUGAUGACAGCAAGUGGGCUAUCACUGCUGCUGGUGGGAUUCCUCCACUGGUGCAGUUAUUAGAGACUGGAUCUCAGAAGGCGAGGGAGGUUGCGGCUUAUGUUCUAUGGAAUUUGUGCUGUCACAGUGAAGAUAUCCGUGCCUGUGUUGAAAGUGCUGGAGCUGUUCCAGCAUUCUUAUGGCUCCUAAGAAGUGGUGGAAUGAAAGGGCAAGCAGCCUCAGCUAUGGCACUUACAAAGCUUGUCCGGACAGCUGAUUCUGCCACCAUUAAUCAGUUGCUAGCUUUGCUCCUAGGAGACUCACCAAAUUCGAAGGCCCAUAUUAUUGAAGUUUUGGGUCAUGUACUUACAGUGGCAUCACAAAAGGAUCUUUUGCAGAAGGGAUCUGCAGCUAAUAGAGGGCUGAGAUCUCUUGUCCAGGUGCUCAAUUCCUCCAAUGAAGAAACCCAAGAAAAUGCUGCUUCUGUACUAGCUGAUUUAUUCAGCACGAGACAAGAUAUCUGUGAUAGUCUUGCAAUUGAUGAGAUUGUGAAGCCAUGUAUGAAGCUUUUAACCAGCAAUAGUCAAGUCAUUGCCACACAGUCAGCUCGAGCAUUGGCUGCUCUUUCCCGUCCAACCAAAACUAAAACGACAAACAAGAUGUCUUACAUUACAGAAGGGGAUGUCAAUCCUCUGAUUAAGUUGGCUAAAACUUCUUCUAUAGAUGCUGCUGAAACUGCUGUUGCUGCUUUGGCCAAUCUUCUCUCUGAUCCCCAGGUUGCUGCAGAAGCCCUGGUCGAAGAUGUUGUUUCUGCUUUGACAAGAGUACUGGCAGAAGGAACUUCAGAAGGUAAGAAGAACGCAUCACGGGCUUUACAUCAGUUACUCAAGCAUUUUCCAGUUGGUGAUGUGCUCAAAGGAAAUGCACAGUGUCGUUUUGCUGUUAACACAGUUGUUGAUUCUGUGAAUGCAAUGAAUAUGGAUGGCACUGAUGCUGCAGAUGCUUUAGAAGUAAUUUCACUUUUGGCCAGGACAAAGCAGGAUUCAAACCUCUCAUACCCGCCAUGGGCUGCCCUUGUCGAAGUUCCUUCAAGCUUAGAACCUCUUGUGCGCUGUCUGGCAGAGGGGCCACCUUCAUUGCAAGAUAAGGCUAUAGAAAUUCUGUCUAGGUUUUGCGGCGAUCAACCAUUUGUACUAAGUGAUCUGUUGGUUGCAAGAUCAACAUCCACUGUUGCUUUAGCUAAUAGAAUAAUGCACUCAUCCAGCCUAGAAGUUAGAGUUGGGGGGACAGCAUUACUCAUUUGUGCUGCAAAGGAGCACAAAGAACAGUCAAUGGAUGCAAUUGAUCUGUCAGGAUAUUUGAAAUCCCUUAUAUAUACUUUAGUGGAUAUGAUGAAGCAGAAUUCUAGCUGUUCCUCUUUAGAAAUUGAAUUCAUUACUCCAAGACGUUACGUGGAAAGAGCUCCAUUUCAGAAAGGUGAUUAUUUUGAUAUUCCUGAUCCAGCCAUUGUCUUGGGGGCUACUGUUGCCUUAUGGUUGCUAUCAAUAAUUUCUUCCUAUCAUACAAAAAAUAAACUCACUGUAGUGGAAGCUGGUGGACUUGAGGUUCUAUCUGACAAACUUGCAACUUGUGCUUCCAAUCCACAGGCUGAAUUUGAAGAUACAGACGGUGUAUGGAUAAGUGCCAUGCUCCUGGCCAUUUUGUUUCAAGAUGCUAAUGUUGCUCUAUCUCCUGCAACAAUGAGCAUCAUACCCUCACUUGCUCUUCUGCUGAGAUCUGAUCAAGUGAUUGAUAGAUACUUUGCUGCCCAGGCAAUGGCUAGUCUUAUUUCUAGUGGAAGCAAGGGCAUAAAUCUUGCUAUUGCAAAUUCAGGUGCUGUUGCUGGCUUGAUAGCUCUAAUUGGCUACAUAGAAUCAGAUAUGCCAAACCUUGUAGCAUUAUCCGAAGAAUUUUUAUUGGUAAGAACUCCUGAUCAAGUUGUUUUGGAACAACUUUUUGAAAUUGAGGAUGUAAGAGUUGGCUCUAUUGCACGGAAAUCGAUUCCUCUGUUAGUGGAUCUCUUGAGACCCAUUCCCGAUAGGCCAGGUGCCCCUCCAAUUGCUGUUCAACUCUUGACUCGCAUUGCAGAUGGAAGUAAUACAAAUAAAUUAAUCAUGGCUGAAGCUGGAGCUCUUGAUGCUCUAACAAAAUACCUAUCAUUGAGCCCUCAAGACUCAACAGAGGCUGCCAUAUGUGAAUUAUUGAGAAUAUUGUAUAGCAAUCCUGAUCUUAUCCGAUAUGAAGCAUCCCUUAGUUCCCUGAAUCAACUCAUUGCCGUUCUGCGUUUGGGCUCAAGAGGUGCUAGACUUAGUGCUGCAAGGGCCCUCUGUGAACUUUUUGAUGCAGAGAAUGUUAGAGACUCUGAAUUGGCUUGGCAGGCUGUUCAGCCAUUGGUUGACAUGCUUAAUGCUGCAUCAGAGUGUGAGCAAGAGGUUGCUCUUGUUUCUUUGAUCAAGUUGACAUCGGGAAAUCCCUCAAAAGCAGGUUUAUUGACUGAUGUAGAAGGAAACCCACUUGAGAGUCUAUACAAAAUAUUAUCAACUGCUUCAUCCUUGGAAUUGAAGAGAAAUUCUGCCGAACUUUGUUUCAUUAUGUUUGGUAAUACAAAAAUGAGAACAUCUCCAAUUGCUUCUGAAUGCAUACAGUGCCUUGUAUCACUUAUGCAGUCUGACACAAGUACAGCCGUGGAAUCUGCUGUUUGUGCUUUUGAGAGAUUAUUGGACGAUGAGCAACAAGUCGAGUUUGCAGCAGUUUAUGAUGUUGUGGAUCUACUUGUUAGCUUGGUUUCUGGGGAAAACCAUCGACUCAUUGAGGCUAGCAUAUGUGCCCUCAUAAAAUUAGGGAAAGACCGGACUCCAUGCAAAUUGGAAAUGGUAAAAGCUGGCGUUAUUGAUAACUGUCUUGAGCUACUCCCAGUUGCACGUAGUUCUUUGUGCUCCUCCAUUGCGCAACUGUUCCGCAUUUUAACAAAUAGCAGUGCAAUUGCUAGGAGUUCUGAUGCUGCAAAAAUAGUAGAACCCCUUUUCAUGGUCUUGCUUCGUCCAGAUUUCAAUCUGUGGGGACAGCAUAGUGCCUUGCAGGCACUUGUGAACAUUUUGGAAAAACCACAAAGCCUCGCAACUUUGAAGCUGACUCCAAGCCAAGUCAUUGAGCCUUUGAUUUCAUUUUUGGAGUCUCCUUCUCAAGCCAUCCAGCAGCUCGGCACAGAACUGUUAAGUCAUCUACUUGCGCAGGAACAUUUCCAGCAGGACAUCACCACAAAAAAUGCUGUUGUUCCACUUGUGCAGCUUGCUGGAAUUGGAAUACUGAACCUGCAGCAAACAGCAGUAAAAGCAUUAGAAAAAAUCUCCACAAGCUGGCCAAAAGCAGUUGCUGAUGCUGGAGGUAUUUUUGAGCUUGCAAAGGUUAUUAUCCAAGAUGAUCCUCAACCUCCUCAUUCAUUGUGGGAAUCAGCUGCUUUGGUACUCUCAAAUGUUUUGCAUUGCAAUGCAAAGUACUAUUUUAAAGUUCCGGUGGUAGUUCUGGUCAGAAUGUUGCACUCAACACUGGAGAGCACCAUCACUGUGGCUCUUAAUGCCUUGCUUGUCCAUGAAAAGACUGAUGCUUCAAGCGCUGAACAGAUGGCUCAAGCUGGUGCCAUAUAUGCUUUGGUGGAUUUACUUAGAUCUCAUCAGUGUGAAGAAGAAUCAGGAAGGUUACUAGAAGCCUUGUUUAACAAUGUGAGGAUACGAGAGAUGAAGGUUUCCAAGUAUGCAAUUGCACCAUUAUCACAGUAUUUGUUAGACCCCCAAACCAGAUCAGAGUCAGGCAGGCUUCUUGCAGCUUUAGCCCUUGGAGACCUCUCUCAGCAUGAAGGGCUUGCUAGAGCCAGUGAUUCUGUGUCUGCAUGUCGUGCACUGAUAAGCUUGCUUGAGGAUCAAACAACAGAAGAAAUGAAAAUGGUGGCAAUUUGUGCAUUGCAGAACUUUGUAAUGAACAGUAGAACUAAUAGGAGAGCUGUUGCAGAAGCAGGUGGGAUAUUAGUUGUUCAAGAGCUACUAUUGUCUCCAAAUGCAGAAGUUGCUGGGCAGGCAGCAUUGCUAAUCAAAUUUUUAUUUUCCAAUCACACACUCCAAGAAUAUGUAUCGAAUGAGCUUAUCAGAUCUUUGACAGCUGCACUGGAGAGAGAGUUGUGGUCUACAGCAACUAUUAAUGAAGAGGUGUUAAGGACAUUACAUGUGAUAUUUAUGAACUUCCCUAAGCUUCAUAUUUCUGAAGCAGCCACCCUGUGCAUCCCUCAUUUGGUUGGAGCACUUAAGUCUGGAAGUGAGGCCGCUCAGGAGUCUGUAUUGGACACCCUAUGCUUGUUAAAACAUUCUUGGUCAACCAUGCCGAUAGAUAUUGCAAAGUCUCAAGCCAUGAUUGCUGCUGAAGCCAUUCCUAUUCUGCAAAUGCUGAUGAAAACCUGCCCACCAAGUUUCCAUGAUAGAGCAGACAGCCUCCUACACUGCUUACCAGGGUGUUUGACUGUUACAAUUAAGCGUGGUAACAAUCUAAAGCAGACCAUGGGAACCACUAAUGCUUUUUGUCGAUUGACAAUAGGCAAUGGUCCUCCACGGCAAACCAAGGUGGUCAACCACAGUAUUUCUCCUGAAUGGAAAGAAGGGUUCACAUGGGCCUUUGAUGUACCUCCGAAGGGACAAAAACUCCACAUCUUAUGCAAAAGCAAAAAUACUUUUGGGAAGACAACUCUUGGAAAAGUGACUAUCCAAAUUGACAAAGUUGUGACGGAAGGAGUUUACAGCGGUUUGUUCAGUCUAAAUCAUGACAGCAACAAAGAUGGCUCUUCCAGAACGCUUGAAAUUGAGAUAAUCUGGUCCAACAGGUUGUCAAAUGAUGACAUAUAAGAGGGUUACUUCUGUCCAUGCACAGACAGUAAAAUCAAACAGGUGCAGCAAGUUACUGAUGAAGCUGAACAGAGAAGAGUUGACAGUCGUUUGACUCAGAUGGGUGCCCGUGAUUGGUUUGCUUGUAAGUAUUUAUAUCUUGCAGAGGUUCAGUUUUGUAGUAAGCAGGAUUAAGCUGCUUAACAUGUAAAGUAUAAAAUGUUCAUUGAUUUAUGGAGACAAAAGGAGUCGAAAGCGUUUCCCACGUUAGUGAUUAUAAAAAAAAGAAUGUUUAGUAGUUUGUUGUACAGAUGAGUCUUUAGGAGCUAGCAACUUAAAAAAGUUACUAGAAAAAAUAUCGCAUUAAGUUUAAGAAUGAUCAAAUGGGCUUUUGGCACAAAGUGCUGCCUCUUUAGUGAUGGAAAUAGGAUGUAUGUGUGCUUUUAUUCUGCUACCCUGACAAGGUAUUUAUGCAAAGAAGUUGCAUAUAAUCAAAGAUGCCGUUUGCAGAUUUUGUUGCCUUAAUUUGUUUUAU